Molecule: messenger RNA, 768 nt
Organism: Arabidopsis thaliana (thale cress)
Lineage: Eukaryota; Viridiplantae; Streptophyta; Magnoliopsida; Brassicales; Brassicaceae
Product: Receptor-like protein kinase-related family protein
Exons: 2
Coding region: 1-768 (255 amino acids)
Cellular component (GO): extracellular region
Source: RefSeq, marked reviewed
AUGUUUUCUUCCUCUGUAUCCAUCUCUAUCUUGGUCGUGGUGGCCAUGCAAUUCUCUUUUAUCCACAAUGUUUUGUCCCUAAAUCAGACCAAUUCGUAUCUGCAACACAUAUGCAUCAACAGUGAAGGAAAAUACAAGGCAAAGAAUUCAUACGAGAGCAGACUCAAAGAUCAUCUCGACAGUAUGUCUAACAUUCUAGACUACGGUUUCAUCCACGGUGUUGGUGGUGCGGAUUCUAGUACCUACUACAUCAAGGCCCAAUGUCGGGGAGAUGCCUCCGAAUCCAAGUGCCGCUCUUGCCUCUUUACCGCCUUCUCUGGGAUUCUUAGGAGAUGUCCGAACAACAGAGGGAGAAUAAUAUGGUACGACAACUGUUUUCUCUACAUUUCCGAGAUAUAUACCUACGAGAAGAUUGAUUUCAAGCACUAUUUGUAUUUGCACAAUGCCAAAGAUGUGAGCGGCAAUAAAAAGUUGUUCAACAAGAACACAAAGGCUCUCCUAGAUAAGCUCAAGGAGAAAGCAAUUCGUAAAGAACAAGAGCCUUACACAAGAGACUACAUGUAUGCAGCGGGGGAGGAAAGUCUCGGGACGACGAAAUUGUAUGGGAUGAUGCAGUGUACACAAGACUUAUCAGUUAAAAAUUGCAGUGUGUGUUUGGAUUCGAUUAUUGCAAAGCUUCCCAGAUGCUGCAACGGUAAACAAGGAGGAAGAGUUUUGAAUCCGAGUUGUACUUUUAGGUACGAGCUCUAUCCUUUUGUAAAACCGUAA